Pecten maximus is the source of this 726-nucleotide messenger RNA. RefSeq names its product complement C1q-like protein 2. Bases 1 to 726 code for a protein of 241 amino acids. Lineage: Eukaryota; Metazoa; Mollusca; Bivalvia; Pectinida; Pectinidae. The record is from RefSeq and is a predicted model, not a curated record. Gene Ontology annotation, molecular function: protein binding. The transcript is spliced from 2 exons.
AUGUAUUUUAUAUUAUAUAUACUACUAAUCAGUGAUACUGCCACACAGCCCCUAACCAACAGAGAUGAUUCGCUACUCCGGAGGUGUCCUGGUGUCGACCAUCAGUUAUUACAGAUUCUACGCAUCGAGAACUCAGAUUUACGGAAACAGCUGUCGGUCUACAACAGUAAGUUACGAAACUUCCAACAACAGAUGGAAUACUUGCAGACAAUAAUUCACGAUUUAAGUUAUAAAUAUGAAACGCUCAACGCCGUGUUCAUGGAAACUGGAACGCCAAAAUUGCCUGAUGUUUCCCCAGAUCAGCCCAGGGAUCCAGGAACAACAGUCGGAGAGCCAAAUACAGAACAGAGGCCAUCAAUUGCGUUCUAUGCUGCCGUGAGCGUGGAUACAGAAACAAAUCCAGUUGUAUUUGAUAAAGUUUAUCUAAACGAAGGUGGUUGCUAUGACAACACAACCGGUGAGUUCACAUGUGGUGUCAGUGGCGUGUACCACAUCACGUGGUCUGUGGAGACGUUCGGAGAAGAGGAUGUCGGUACUAUAUUGGAUGUGAACGGAAAGGAGUUCGGAUAUACUUGGACGGAUUCACAGGAUCAACAGUAUGAUACAAGUACAAGUGUAGCAAUAUUGAGACUCAACGCUGGUGACGUCGUUAAGGUUACACUUCAAUCAGGGUCAAAGGUCGACGCUCGUCAAUCUGUGUUUACGGGUCAUUUCCUCUUUCGAUAG